AUGCCUACUGAGAAAGACCCCAAGGAGAGGGCCUACAAAACAUUGCUUUCCGCGCGGAAUUUGACAGAGGUCAUCCGGGAGCCCCAGGAAUAUGUUAUCAAUAUUCUUCCUAAGAAACUGGCAAAGGAUGAGAUAGUGUCUGGGGAGCAUUAUACAGUGAAGGAGCUUCCCCUCUAUCAGGAAGCUAAAGAGGCUGACGCUGAAAGACGACGAAAGCUCCUGGAGGAUAGAGAUCAGAAAAAAACUGAAGGCACUAUCCGGAAGGCUCCCGGACAGAAGGGGGGGCCGGACCCUCCUUCAAAGAAAAUUCCAGGCAAGAGGGGGAAGCUAGUGAAGAAGCAUGGGAAGGAUGUGAAGGAACCCACUCCUCCCAAGGAGUUCCCUCCUCCCCAAACUACCUAUGAGGGGGAAGUAAUGAUAGAGGAGCCAGUAAAUGCUGCUCCGCACUCUAUCUCAAGCGGCCCCGGACGCAUGUCGGGGUUGAAUCACUCAGGUCCUUCCUUGGUCGCAGCUGCGCGUCUGGCUAACGUGGCUGAGGAAGCUGCAUCCAUCAACCGUCCGGGCAACCUUAAUCCGGAUGCUGAUGCAGCUGAAACGGCCCCGUUGGAGGAAGCGGGAGCAGAAAGCCAAAGUCAGCCUUCCGACGACCCGGAUCGCCUGGCUAUAGUCCUGGUGAAAGGGUCUCCCCUCAAGAAGCUGCGUUUGACGCGCGAUCUACAGUCCGGACUCUUUGAGCGGCUUCAAGAGCGGCAGCAAGAGAUUGAAAUUAGCUGCGCUUCUGCCCAUGACGCUCAUCCGGAUGGAGGCGAGGUGGAGAUGGCUACUGAGACCUCAGCCGCUCCGGCAAUAAUUCCGGCUGAGGAUGCAUCCGGACCUAUGUGCCCGGACGAAAAUAUGGGGGCUCCGAUUCCGGGACACGAGCUACCCUCUCCUUCCUCAUCCGAGGAGGAAUCUGCUGAUGAUGCCGCUCCCGCUAGCCCUUUCAGCUACGCGGAGUUGGAAGCUAAGUUAAAGCAGAUUACUCCUGACUGGAAAGCCAUCAAGCCCUCUGCUAAGAUGUUUGAUAUGAUAGAAACGCUGGUGAGGGGCCUCCGCAGCAUGUCUCAACAACACGCUCUUUUUACUCAGCUGCUGCAGACUGCAGACUAUAUGAGGACCUUCUCCUCUCGGCACCAAGAGAUUGAAAAUCAACUGCGUCUGAGAAUGGAGGAGGCUGAGGCCAGUCUAUCCACCAUGCGAGAGGAAAAUGAAGCCCUCCGGGUGGAGUUGGCUGAGGCAAAGGGUCGAGAAGAAUCAAUUGCGGGCCGCCUUCAUGAGGCGGAGGGUGAGGCAGCCCGGCUAAGGGAUGAAUUGAGUCGACUCCGGACAGAAGUUUUGAAUGAAAAGAAACAGAAGGAAGACUUGCAGCUGCGUCUGGAUGUGCAAAAAGAGGAACUUGAACGGGAGUUUGCUGUGGAAAGGGAGGAACUUGCAGCGGAUUACCAGAAACAAGUGGAUGAUACAUUUAUAUUUGGGUAUCGCUGCUGCAUGAAGAAGAACGGUAUAAAGCGAGAUACCCCUUCAAUUCCUCCAAGUGAAGAAAAGAAGCUCCAUGAGAAACCUGCUCCCUGAUAGUUUAUCUCUUCUUGCAAUUUUUCUGCUGUAAUUUUUCCUUCUGUAUAUUUUUGUGGUCCGGAUGUCUCUUUGUAAUUACAUUUACUCAUAUCAAUAAAACUUACUUCUUUCUCA
This is a messenger RNA of Vitis vinifera (wine grape), 1728 nucleotides long. RefSeq lists its product as uncharacterized. NCBI's taxonomy places the organism in Eukaryota, Viridiplantae, Streptophyta, Magnoliopsida, Vitales, Vitaceae. The transcript has 3 exons. The coding region runs from base 1 to 1611 and encodes 536 amino acids. The record is from RefSeq and is a predicted model, not a curated record.